Messenger RNA from Filobasidium floriforme, 1688 nucleotides. RefSeq names its product phosphoserine transaminase. Gene Ontology annotation, biological process: L-serine biosynthetic process. Gene Ontology annotation, cellular component: cytoplasm. The record is from RefSeq and is a predicted model, not a curated record. NCBI's taxonomy places the organism in Eukaryota, Fungi, Basidiomycota, Tremellomycetes, Filobasidiales, Filobasidiaceae. Bases 266 to 1531 code for a protein of 421 amino acids. Gene Ontology annotation, molecular function: pyridoxal phosphate binding; O-phospho-L-serine:2-oxoglutarate transaminase activity. The transcript has 3 exons.
GUCGAAAGCAUGGGAUUGGACCUGGCUGAAGAAUCGGAAUACAUAGUAUCGUAUGCGCUGGACGACUGAAUAGCUCCUUAUACUCACGAAAUUACGAAUUGUGAAACCGGUCGAUGUCGAUAUUCUGAUCCCCGCGUGACUCGGUCAUCCCCUUGAACCCCCUCCCGUGCACUCGAGAACAAGAGUUCAAGUAUCGAUUGCAGCAUCGUCUAGCUGCCAGAGCCCACAAGCACCCUCGAUAGUUCGACCGCAAGACACUUUCACCAUGGCCUUGAAUCGUGCCGAAGUCCACAACAUGGCCGCAGGGCCUUCGCCGCUGCCAACGAGCGUGCUGCAACAAGCCGCUAAGGGCCUCCUCAACUACAACGGGACCGGUAUGGGAGUCUGCGAGCUCAGUCAUCGAGGCAAAGAGUUCAAGGGGAUCGUAGAGAAGGCCGAGGCCGACCUGAGGGAGCUCCUGCAGAUCCCCGACAGCCAUGCCGUGCUCUUCACUCAAGGAGGCGGUACGACCCAAUUCUCCUCGGUCUUCCUUAACAUGUUGGCCUACCACCGACUGAAAAGCAAGGAUGUCCCUGCCGAGCAAUACAGCCCUCCCACCGUCGACUACAUUGUUACGGGAGCAUGGUCGUCCAAGGCUUCGGCCGAAGCUAAGCGAUUGGCAGUCCCCCCUACACCGAACGCUCAGGCAUUGGCUAACGUGCACAUCGCGGCCACUACCAAGCCGACCAAGUUCAACCGGGUUCCUCGUAAAGAAGAGUACAACUUUACCAACGACGCCGCCUACGUCUACUACUGUGAGAACGAGACGAUCAAUGGGGUGCAAUUCGCUGGUGAUGUGGAUUCCCCCGCGGCCGUUCCCUUCGACCUGAUCCCCAAUGAUGUCCCCAUUGUCGCCGACUACUCUUCCUCGUUCAUCUCUCGACCCAUCCCUCACAUCGAGCGUCACGCCCUGAUCUACGCCGGCGCCCAGAAGAACCUCGGACCCGCCGGAGUCGUGGUCGUGAUCGUUCGAAAGGACCUCCUUGUUGACACGAACGAGGCCGCUCUGCUCGGAGGUGUCCCUGUCUGCCCGAUCGAGCUCGAGUACAAGAUCUUGGCCGACAACGGAUCGCUGUACAACACCCCUCCCGUCUUUUCGAUCUACGUCUCGCAGCUCGUGCUGAGGUACCUCAUCGAGGAAAAGGGCGGCAUGGCCGGGGUCAAGGAGACCAACGAGAAGAAGGCCAAGCUGUUGUACGCCGCGUUGGAAGAGGCCGAACGCAAGGGUCUGGUCAGGCUGACCGUGAGCGACCGGGAGGCGAGGAGCUGGAUGAACGUGACAUGGGUGAUCGACGAGGCGGACGGGGACGAGGAGUCUUCGAGGGAAAAGAGGUUCUUGAAGGGAGCCGAGGCACAGGGUUUCAGGCAGAUUAAGGGACAUCGAUCGGUGGGAGGUAUUCGAGCCUCGAUCUACAACGCCGUUUCGCUCGAAUCCGUACAAGAGCUCGUCAACUACAUCAAGAACUGGGCCGCAGCUGAAAAGUGGAUGUAGAACGAUCUGUGAUUUCCAACCUAUAGACAAAUAAUACUCAUACCGGCUUGAAGUCCGAAAUCAGAGACGAUCCUCUUCUUGCUUCCUGUCUUUUCUCGUCGCUAUUCUGACGACUGGCUACGCUGGGAUAAGGCUAUCGUAUCUAACAGCCCUCAUU